ACCCUUCGAAGCCCAACUUAUAUUAUUGAGGUCUCUCUCUCUCUCUCUCUCUCUCUAGCUAGCUUGCAAAACAUAGAAGAGGACACAAGAAAUAAGAAACAAAGAAACGAGCAAAAGCUAGCUAUCAGCAACACCAAAAGCAACAAGCAAUAAUACAAAACAUAUCAGAUCUUCCACUAAAACCAUUCAUUGGCGCGCGCGUGGCAGAGAGAAAUGGCAACAGCUACCGUGUUAGGUACCGAGAUGGCAGAUUUGAACUACAAAGAGACUGAGCUGUGUCUAGGAUUGCCUGGUGCUGUUGGUGUCAAAAAUGAAGUUGAGACACCUAAUAAGGCUACUGGGAAAAGAGGGUUUGCUGAGACUGUUGAUUUGAAGCUUAAUCUUCAGGCUAAAGAAGGUGUCAUGGAUCUGAAUGAGAAUAUCAAGAAUAUUGCUUCAAAGGACAAGAACCACCUUCCUGCUGAUACCAUCAAGGACCCUGCUAAGCCACCAGCCAAGGCACAAGUUGUAGGUUGGCCACCAGUUAGAUCUUACAGGAAGAACGUUUUGGCUCAGAAGAACGCCAGUGAGGAAGGUUUCAGGGCACAAGUUGUAGGUUGGCCACCACUUAGAUCUUACAGGAAGAACGUUUUGACUCAGAAGAACGCCAGUGAGGAAGGUGAUAAGGCAAGCACUGGCGGAAGCAGUGCAGCAUUUGUGAAGGUUUGCAUGGAUGGUGCACCCUAUCUUCGCAAGGUGGACUUGAAGAUGUACAAGAGCUACCAAGAAUUAUCUGAUGCCUUGGCCAAAAUGUUCAGUUCCUUCACCAUGGGUAAUUAUGGAGCCCAAGGAAUGAUAGACUUUAUGAAUGAAAGCAAGCUGAUGGAUCUACUUAACAGUUCCGAGUAUGUGCCAUCCUAUGAAGACAAGGAUGGUGAUUGGAUGCUUGUGGGUGAUGUUCCAUGGGAGAUGUUUGUUGAUUCAUGCAAGCGCCUGCGCAUAAUGAAAGGAUCUGAAGCCAUUGGACUUGUUUCAGCACCAAGAGCAAUGGAGAAAUGCAAGAGCAGAACCUGAAUCUUAUGUACUCAAUGUAUUCAGGUUCCCUGCUGGAUUCCCUCUUUUUAGCCUUGCUUCCAUAUAUGAAGACUAGCAGACAAGGCACUUGCGCAACAUGGAUGGAUCAGUAGUGGUGUUUCUUUGGAUGUGCAUGUCUUUACUCUUUUUUUUUUUUUUAUUAAUAUUGCUGCUGUUAUUUCUUAAGAAAUGUGUCUGUAUUUUCAUUUGAUCGUAUAUAGAUAUCAAAGAUCUAGACAUUUGUAAUGGACAAGAAGCAAAAAACUUAACCCCCGAUUGGCUGGCUCGUGUAAUAAUCACCUAUUGUUAGUUGUUGUCUUGGCUGUCA
Populus trichocarpa (black cottonwood) is the source of this 1381-nucleotide messenger RNA. RefSeq names its product auxin-responsive protein IAA14. The coding region runs from base 214 to 1053 and encodes 279 amino acids. The transcript is spliced from 5 exons. Gene Ontology annotation, molecular function: protein binding. Gene Ontology annotation, biological process: regulation of DNA-templated transcription. Gene Ontology annotation, cellular component: nucleus. Lineage: Eukaryota; Viridiplantae; Streptophyta; Magnoliopsida; Malpighiales; Salicaceae. The record is from RefSeq and is a predicted model, not a curated record.